AAUAAACCGAACAGCCGUCACACUCAAAUUUAGAUCCCACGGUUUCCUUGUGGAAUAAAAAUUGGAUGCGCUAUUCUGUCUCUUCUCGUCGUUAGGGUUUACAACGCAUCUCCUACCGCCGUCGUCGCCGUCGCCGCCGCCGUAUCCGCGGCCUCACCGUCUUGUUCUCGAUCGUCGGCUAAGAAAAGAGAAGUAUCUGAAGAUGAACGAUUAUCAAGAGAUGGAAAGGUUUGAUAUGGAUAAUGACUAUGAAUAUGGUGAGUGGAUUGGUGGUGAGUUUUAUGGUAAGCUCAGGCAGAAACGUGCUCCCCAGACCAAAGAUGAUGUUCUUUAUGGUGUGUUCGCCGAGGGCGACAGCGACUCGGACUCAUAUGGUGGGCUGGGCUCGAAGAAGAAGAGAAGAAAAGAUGCUGGGAAGAAGAUAAUUGACUAUACCAAGCCAGUCAGUUUUAUUUCGACUGGUUCUGUUUUGCCAAAUCGGGAGAUCGAUCAUAAGUCCAAUGAGGAUGAAGCAGAAGAUGAAGAUACCUCCAAACCUGCUGGUUUAGGCGUUGGAGCUUCGGCGGGAAUUGGAUAUGGGGCUACCUCAUCCAAUGCUGGUAUCGAAUCAAAAUCUUUACCUGAUGAAGAUGAAAGUUUCUUGCCUUCUGCUUUUGGGAAGAAGAUCGAGGAAGGUGCCAGAUUGCGACGAGAAAGGGAAAAAGAGAAGUCCAUACAGGCCAAAAAAAAGCCGUUUCAAGCUGCUGCUGAGAGAGAUUCGAAUCAAAAUGGUGUUGGUGAGUUUGAGAAGCAUACAAAAGGUAUCGGAAUGAAGUUGCUUGAAAAGAUGGGCUACAAAGGAGGUGGCCUCGGGAAAAAUCAGCAGGGUAUUAUGGCUCCUAUUGAGGCAAAGAUGCGCCCGAAAAACAUGGGAAUGGGUUUCAAAGACUUUAAAGAAGUUACUGUUGUUCCGCCAUUGCAGGAAUCAGUUGAGAAGUCCUUGCCCCUGCCAAGCUAUGCUGUGAGCAGUCGCUCGAAAGAGAAGCUUUGGUCAAAGAAAGCUUCAAAGAAGAAGGCUUAUGUGACAGCGGAAGAGUUGCUGGCUCAGAAGCAAGAACAAGGUUUUGAAGUUGUUCAGAAGGUAUUCGACAUGAGAGGACCACAGCCCCGGAUACUGGUAAAUUUAGAGAACUUGAAUGCUGAAGAAAAAGCCAGAGAACAAGAUGUUCCUAUGCCGGAACUUCAGCACAAUAUUAAGUUGACAGUUGAUGUGGCUGAGCUUGACAUACAGAAGUUGGAUAAGGAGUUGAGAAACGAGAGAGAGAAAGUGGUUGCUUUACAGGAUGAAAUGAAGAAGCUGCAAAAUGUGGCCAACGAGCAGAAGUUGCAGCUCGAAAACAUGAGAGAAGUAAUGAAUGUGCUUGACCAAAUAGCCCAAAAAGACUCUUCAGGAACAUUGACACUAGACUAUCUUGCAGCAUCAUUCGGGGAUUUGCAGACAAGAUUUUAUGACACAUAUACGUUGCGCAACUUAUCGUGCAUUGCGUGUUCAUACGCCCUGCCAUUAUUCAUAAGAAUAUUUCAGGGAUGGGACCCUCUUCAGAAUCCCACCCAUGGAAUGGAGUCUAUAUCCCAGUGGAAGAAGCUGUUACAAGAGAAAGAAUCAUUUAGUUUCUCCGAUGCAGUCUCGCCAUACGUGCAGCUGCUUAUGGAAGUAGUGCUCCCGGCAGUGAGAAUAUCUGGCACCAACUCUUGGGAAGCUCGGGAUUCUGAGCCCAUGAUUAGGUUUUUGGAAGAUUGGAAAGACCUUUUGCCGUCCCCUGUCCUACAGACCAUACUGACUAAUAUAGUUAUGCCGAAAAUAACAGCUGCUGUCGAUUCUUGGGAUCCUCGUAGAGAAAGAAUUCCUAUUCAUCACUGGAUUCAUCCAUGGCUACCAUUGUUGGGAAACAAGUUAGAGCAUUGCUACCACACUAUUCGAACGAGAUUAGCCAGUGUUCUUCAUGCUUGGCAGCCUAAUGACAUGUCUGCACAUUACAUGUUGUCUCCAUGGAUGAAGGUUUUCGACGCAGCGAGCUGGGAGCUACUAAUGGUAAGGUACAUAAUACCAAAACUGUUGGGGGUGAUGCGCGAACUGCAGAUAAAUCCUGCCAAUCAGAAUCUCGACCAAUUCAAUUGGGUAAUGGCAUGGGCAAACGCUAUUCCUACUCAUCAUAUGCUGCAGUUAAUGGAUGUUUUCUUCGAUAAGUGGCAAGAAGUCUUGUACCAUUGGUUAUGUUCGAAACCUAAUUUUGAGGAAGUCACUAAUUGGUACCUUGGCUGGAAAGAACUUCUCCCCCAGGAACUUCAGGCUAAUGAGCAUGUUCGAUAUAGGCUGAAUGUUGGCCUCGACAUGAUGAACCAGGCUGUCGAAGGCUUGGAGGUGGCCCCCCCAGGGUUGAAAGAGAAUAUUAGUUACCUCAAGGCGCAUGAACAAAGACAGUUUGAGAAUCAGAAGAAAGCAGCCGCUCAAGCUCAGCAACGGGCCUCUCCUGGUAUUGAUAAUGGAAUUCAAGCGGAGAAACUCGGAAGUGCGGCCGAAAUGAGCUUGAAAGAAGUUAUUGAAAUUCAUGCGCAGCACAACGGUCUGCUGUUUCGGCCUAAACCUGGAAGAACACACGACGGGCAUCAAAUAUACGGAUUUGGAAAUAUUAGCAUUAUUAUUGAUUCUCUCAAUCAAAAGGUGUUGGCACAAACGGAGGACAGAUGGACUCUCGUAUCCCUCGAACAGCUGCUGGAGUUGCAUAAUCUUUCUAGGAUGAAGCGAUGAUGAGCAAAUCUUGCGUCACGCGGAUUAACAGAUUUAGGUACCGAUGGCUUCUCUCCCAGUAAUUUUCACUGAUGCUGAUUUAGUGUAAGCACGACAUUUCUCUCGAUUAUUUGGAAAGCUGCAAUCAUCAUCAUCAUCGGGUUUUUGUUCAUUAUAAUAUCAUUUACUGCAAGGUAAUACGCCGUUGAUCGAUGUUAAUGUACAGUACCUGAAGUGCAAUGAACUUGCUAGCUAUUAGGCAAAGCAAUCGGGACUUUCCCAACAAGGAAAGCGUCGGCUGGGCGUUGGUACGAGCAGCAAGAAAGUGUAAUGUUUAUUGCCAAUUCUAAGAUAGUAAAAGUGCAAUUAAUUUUCCAUUAUAUUUGUGUAUCAUAUGAAAGUGUGUGUGUUGAUGACAUGAAACAUGGCACAGUUUUGAAAGAAUCUUUAGACCUCUUGUAAGAAUUAUCACAAAAA
Andrographis paniculata is the source of this 3244-nucleotide messenger RNA. Its product is annotated as septin and tuftelin-interacting protein 1 homolog 1. Gene Ontology annotation, biological process: spliceosomal complex disassembly. Gene Ontology annotation, molecular function: nucleic acid binding. Gene Ontology annotation, cellular component: U2-type post-mRNA release spliceosomal complex. The record is from RefSeq and is a predicted model, not a curated record. The coding region runs from base 203 to 2788 and encodes 861 amino acids. NCBI's taxonomy places the organism in Eukaryota, Viridiplantae, Streptophyta, Magnoliopsida, Lamiales, Acanthaceae. The transcript has 3 exons.